This is a messenger RNA of Penicillium roqueforti, 1626 nucleotides long. Its product is annotated as 3-oxoacid CoA-transferase. The transcript has 7 exons. Bases 1 to 1626 code for a protein of 541 amino acids. Lineage: Eukaryota; Fungi; Ascomycota; Eurotiomycetes; Eurotiales; Aspergillaceae. Gene Ontology annotation, biological process: ketone body catabolic process. The record is from RefSeq and is a predicted model, not a curated record. Gene Ontology annotation, molecular function: succinyl-CoA:3-oxo-acid CoA-transferase activity.
AUGUCGGCUCUUAGGAUAUCUACUACUUUGUCGCGUAAAGCGCUCACUGCGUGUCGACCGCGACUGUUCAUUGGUGUCCGCGCCAGCGUGCGCCCCCUGCAGCCAUUCAGUACCAGCACCACUAGAUACUCCCUAACCACACCAUCAGCAACUCUCGCACCUAAGAUCGAUCGCAGCCGCUCAAAGCUAUACAAAGAUGCCGAUGCCGCCGUUGCCGAUAUCAAGAGUGGAUCGACGAUCCUUAGCUCUGGGUUCGGUCUUUGCGGAGUCGCCGAAACCAUCAUCAAUGCUAUGCACCGUCGGGGCGCUGAUCAAUUGCACUCCCUGACGGCCAUUUCUAACAAUGCCGGUUCCGCGGCGGGAGGCCUUUCGAUACUCUCGAAGAAUGGCCAGAUCAACCGUCUGAUCCUUUCAUACCUCGGGAACAAUAAGGCGUUGGAGAAGAAGUACUUGACGGGACACACGGCUAUUGAGCUCUGUCCACAGGGUACUUUGGCUGAACGUCUUCGUGCUGGGGGUGCUGGCAUUCCGGCUUUCUAUACCCCGACUGGAGCCCACACUUUUAUUCAGGAGGGAAAAAUCCCCGUUCGCAUGGAUGAGUCUGGUAAAGUUCUGGAGUCUGGCAAGGCGCGCGAGACCCGAGAGUUCAACGGCAAGACAUAUCUCAUGGAAGAAGCCUUGACCGGAGAUGUAGCUAUUCUCAGAGCCUGGAAGGUGGACGAGGCUGGUAACUGCGUGUUCCGAUAUACUACCAAAGCAUUUGGCCCUAUCAUGGCCAAAGCCGCAACAUUGACUAUUGUGGAGGCCGAGAACAUCGUCCCAGUUGGCGCUAUUGAUGCUAAUGAUGUGGACCUGCCGGGUAUCUACGUGGAUCGGAUCGUUCCUGCCACGGACGACAAGCACAUUGAAAACAAGAAGUUGCGCCAGGAGCCCUCUGUAGCUGGGCCUACUAAAAGUGCGGCUCAGCUUCAGAGAGAACUGAUUGCUCGUCGGGCGGCUAAGGAGCUUAAACCGGGAUUCUACGUGAAUCUGGGCGUUGGUAUUCCCACGUUGGCACCAUCGUUCUUGCCAAAGGACGUGAAGGUCUGGAUCCAGUCGGAGAAUGGUAUCUUGGGAAUGGGUGAUUAUCCCACGGAGGAAACACUGGAUCCCGAUAUUAUCAAUGCCGGAAAAGAGACCGUUACCUUGGUUCCUGGAGCCGCCACAUUCGACAGCGCCGAGUCCUUCGGCAUGAUUCGCGGAGGCCAUGUAGAUGUGUCUAUUCUUGGUGCGCUGCAAGUGAGUGCCAAUGGCGACCUGGCCAACUAUAUGAUUCCCGGCAAGAUAUUCAAGGGUAUGGGAGGAGCAAUGGAUUUGAUCUCGAACCCGGACAAGACCAAGAUCGUGGUUGCCACGAGCCAUGUCGCUAAAGAUGGAACGUCUAAGAUUGUACAAAAGUGCACUCUGCCGUUGACUGGUGCCAAGGUUGUUAGCACCAUCAUUACAAACCUGUGUGUCUUCCAGGUGAACCGGGCCACCGGAGAACUCACACUGACGGAGCUUGCUCCGGGUGUUGAGGUGGAAGAAGUACAAAGCAAGACGGAUGCCAAGUUCACCGUUGCCGAUACACUUGAGAUCAUGGAAUAA